UCUGCUAACGCUGCUUCUUCCAACGUAACCAAACGGAGAGAAACAGUAAACGCUAGCAGCUAAAACACAUAGCUAGCUACCACUUUUUGUGUACCAAUACUGAUUAAGUGCUCAGUUUUUUAGGAUGAGUGACAUCGAGGACGGGAACUUUGAGGGUAGAGAUUCCCGCUCACCUUCCAAGUCGGAACGGGGCAGCCUGGUCCAUGCUAAGUCCGACAGCAGAUCGGGCUCUCCCAGCCCAUCCCGAGCUUCCAAGCGUUCAGAAUCCAGAUCCCGCUCCCGCUCCAAGUCCAGAUCUCACUCUCACCGACACUCCAACCGCCGUUACAGUCGCUCCCGCUCUCACUCCCACCGGAAGAAGUCCCGCUCCCGCUCCUACAGCCCAGACUAUAGACGGAGGAGAAGCCAGAGCACAUCACCCAUGUCAAACCGUCGACGCCACACAGGCAGUCGGAGCACAUACAGCCAUGACUUCAAAAAUGAUUCGGUCAGUCAUGGUGAUGCCAGGGCAAAUCCAGACCCCAACACAUGUCUGGGUGUGUUUGGCCUAAGUCUGUACACCACAGAGAGGGAUUUGAGAGAAGUGUUCUCCCGCUAUGGCCCACUUACAGGAGUCAAUGUAGUCUAUGACCAGCGCACCGGCCGCUCCCGAGGAUUUGCUUUUGUCUAUUUUGAACGCAUUGAUGAUGCCAAAGAGGCUAUGGAGAGAGCCAACGGGAUGGAGCUGGAUGGUAGACGCAUCAGAGUGGACUACUCAAUCACCAAAAGGCCACACACCCCUACGCCCGGAAUCUACAUGGGCCGUCCCACACAUAAUGGAGGAGGGGGGAGCAGCAGCAGCGGUGGCCGCAGAAGAGACUCAUUUUAUGACCGUGGCUAUGACAGAUAUGACAGAUAUGAUGAGUACGAUUAUAGAUACAGCAGAAGGCGUUCUCCAUCACCUUACUACAGUCGUUACAGGUCUCGUUCACGAUCUCGCUCCUACAGCCCACGACGGUACUGAGAUCACAAACCCCUGUUGUGUUUCAUCAGCCUGGAUCUGUGAAGGUUAAAAGAAGCUAUUACAUAUCUAACUCUGCUUGGAGGUGGAAGAAACAUUGGUUUAAACAGAGCAGCUCUAUUUAGAGAAAAAAAAGACUUGUUUCUGUUUAAUAGGUGUCUUAAUUUGUACUUUCCAGUGAUAAAAUAAUGACUUUGGAGGUCCUGGGCAUAGUCAUGGCAUUUUUCUAUUGUGUGUGUGUGUGUGUGUAUGUAAGUAUGUAAGUAUGUAUGUAAAAUAUAGAUGGUUAUGAACAGCUGUGAAUGAGUUUAUGUGUGUUGUAUUCAGUGUGUAUUUACAAGUAUGUGUGUUAAGACAAGUGAGAAUGUAUUCAACGUUAUAACAGUACGCUUAAACCUUCUGUUGUGUGACAACACCUACCAUUGUACUUUUUCAAGGAUUAAAAAUAACUGGAGUCCUUGUA
Molecule: messenger RNA, 1463 nt
Organism: Colossoma macropomum (tambaqui)
Lineage: Eukaryota; Metazoa; Chordata; Actinopteri; Characiformes; Serrasalmidae
Gene: tra2a
Product: transformer 2 alpha homolog
Exons: 9
Coding region: 125-1003 (292 amino acids)
Biological process (GO): positive regulation of mRNA splicing, via spliceosome
Cellular component (GO): spliceosomal complex
Molecular function (GO): RNA binding
Source: RefSeq, a predicted model, not a curated record